Molecule: messenger RNA, 2604 nt
Organism: Phalaenopsis equestris
Lineage: Eukaryota; Viridiplantae; Streptophyta; Magnoliopsida; Asparagales; Orchidaceae
Exons: 1
Coding region: 330-2369 (679 amino acids)
Source: RefSeq, a predicted model, not a curated record
UCAGAUUUUUACAUAUAUAGGACAAUUUAGUCUCUUGCACUUCCUGAAAUAUCAUUUUAACUUUCGUUGUCCUAGCCCCACUCACGUUGGGUCCGACAUCCGGAUGAGAUAAGUGUGGAUGGGUCAGAUUUGAUAAUAUUUUGAUGAUAUUGUUGGUAUUGUAGUGUUAAAAGACUAUAGCAGGAAAAAUGUGGUGGCACAGCAAGGUAAAAUAACAAAGGUUACCUUUUUAAGAUCUCACAGAAGCAAUUAAAAGGGAGGUAAAGGGGACUCAUCUGAUUCUGACAAAUUCCGGCUUCCAUGAAACUCCCAGGCCUGCAACAGCAACCAUGUUCUUCUCCAUCCAGAAACUCCUUUUCCAACCAUCAGAAACACGAAGAAAGGAGAAGAAAGACAGCAAAGAUGAGGAAGAAAAGAGAAACGCACCACAAAAGCCCUCAACUUGCUCAGACUGCUUACAUGGUCCUUGCCUUGGGGAUGGUGAGCCCACCAACUCAAAGCACAGGGUUGCUGCCAUGAACAUCACAAGUACCAGAGCUGCUCGGUGCGAGUUCGCCAAGUUUGCCACAUCUUCCCUCUUUUCCAAUUCUCAUUUCACCAACCAUGAAUCCAUCCCUUCCCUGUUAGAUGCUUUCUCAAACUUCUCAGAAGUUUUUCCGCAGUACCUUGAGACACAGAAGGCUGAUGAUAUCAGAGAGAGCGAGUACAGCCACCUCAACGAUCAUGUCUGCCUUGAUUACAGUGGGGUUAACCUCUUCUCUCAUGCACAGAUGAAUCAAUCGAUUGCAUCGUCUUCUUCAUGCCCUCCGCAGCCAUCGGCAUGGCAGCCUCCGUUUUUCAGCAUCUCCUACAAGUCUGCAAGCCUCAAAUCUGAGGUACAGUAUGGGGAGGAAGAUAGAGGCUUUGAAUCUGCCAUCAGAAAGAGAAUUAUGAGUUUUCUCAGAAUAUCAGGGGAGGAAUAUGGUAUAGUGUGUACUGCCAAUAGAACAGCUGCUUUCAGAUUACUGGGAGAAACUUAUCCAUUCCACUCUAACAAGAGGCUGCUGACAGUUUACGACUAUGAGAGCGAAGCCGUGAGUGCAAUGGUGGAGAGUGCUGAGAAGAGAGGAGCGAAGAUCAUGUCUGCGGGCUUCUCCUGGCCAGGCAUGAGGAUUCAGACUGCAAAGCUGAAGAAGAUUUUGAGCAAGAGGAAGUCGGAGAAGAAGAGAGGUUUGCUAGUCUUUCCACAUAUGUCUAGGAUGACUGGGGUGAGGUUUCCUUAUCUGUGGAUGAAAAUGGCAAGGGAGAAUGGUUGGCAUGUGAUUUUUGAUGCUUGUACUUUAGGGCCAAAGGACAUGGACGCACUUGGAAUCACAAUAAUUCAACCGGACUUCAUCAUUUGCUCCUUUUUCAAGGUGUUUGGGGAGAACCCAUCAGGGUUUGCCACACUGUUCAUCAAGAAAUCGAGCAGAGAAGUAUUGCAAACAUCCAUUUUGGCAAGAAGCAUUGGGAUGGUGAGCAUUGUACGUGCAGGAAAGCUGUUUGAUUUACCAGCAGAGGAGGUGGAUACUACAAGUUCAUUCUCUGGCCCGAUACCCACGAGCUCAAAACAGAAGCAAAUUGUGAAAUAUGAGGAAGGUGAGACAUCUGAGGUAGCUGGACUGCCGACGAGUGCAGCAGCAGAACAACAAGAAGAAUCUAAAGAUGAAGAGGAGGAGGAGAAGGAAGAGGAGGAGGAGAAGGAGGUGGAGGAGGAGGAGCAGUCCUCAGAAAUUGUAGAAGUAAUGAGAAAACCGACCAACCACAACGAUGAAGAGAUAGAAAAUGAAGUGGAUGUCGAAUUCAAAGGUUUAGACCAUGCAGAUUCUCUAGGUCUUCUAGUUAUACAUAACAGACUCAGAUGCAUUACAAAUUGGUUAGUAAUUGCAUUUAUGAAGUUGCAGCAUCCUCACUCUGAAAAUGGUAAUGCCUUAGUGAAGAUUUACGGGCCAAGAGUAAAAUUUGACAGAGGACCUGCAUUGGCAUUCAAUGUAUUCGACUGGAAAGGAGACAAGAUUGACCCUCUACUUGUUCAGAAACUGGCAGACAGAAGUAACAUUUCACUGAGCUGUGGCUUCCUGCAAAAAAUCAUAUUUACAGAAAAGUAUGAACAGGUCAAAGUUGCAGUUUUAGAGGAAAGGAUCCAUGAGAACACAGCAGCUUCAGAUAAAAAAAAGAAAGAGAGCCAUAAUCUGGGGAUAGCAGUUGUAAAUGCUUCAUUUGGUUAUCUAGCUAAUUUUGAAGAUGCUUACCGGCUCUGGGCUUUUGUUGCCAAGUUUCUGGAUGCCGAUUUUGUCGAGAAGGAGAGAUGGAGAUAUGUGGCUCUUAACCAGAAAAUGAUUGAACUGUAGAAUGAACAGAAAGGCCUAGAAUCCGUUUUUCUUAUUGCUAAACUUUACAGAUGGGGAACAUAAGGGAGCAUUUAAAUUUCCUAUCAGUUGGGAAUGAUCCAAUAGUAUCCCAGCAGAUAUUUUAUAAUUGACAGGAUGCUACCUAUUCAUUCAUUCUUUAUCAAUGAUGUACAAUGUUGUAAAAGUCAAUUGAACUGGUUAAAUUUUAAUAUUUAUUUAUAACAUUAAUGAUACA